AUGGCAGUUUUGACAACUCUCCCCGAGGUCCUUACAUUCUCCCUUCUCUUGCUGCUUGUAUGGACUGCAGUUGAUGUCUAUGUGACGAGAUAUGGUCUUAUCCCCGCCGCCAGGCCCUUGACUAGAGUCCAUAACUGGUUCUAUGCCGCAGUCUCCCUCGUUAUGCUUCUUCAGAUCCUCCACGAUGAUGCCAAAGACAGCUUCACCAUCCGGUAUAUCUUCCAUCUCUCCAAGUUCUACGAAUCUCUCGACAUUCUCCUCGUCUGCGCGUCAGGUAGUCAAAUCGGCAGACCACUCGCCUUCCACCACUUCACAACGCCGUACCUCACCUACAUGCGAUACCUGAGUCACCACGGCGGAUGGCGCCCGUUUGCCGCUCUGAACAACUUGCACCACUUUCUUGUGUACACAUUCUUCGCCCGUGGGAUCAAAGCUAGUGCAAUUCUGAGAUCUGUUUUACCAUGCACGGGGAUUUUACAGCUGAUCGUGAGUGUCUGGGUUGAUAUGAUGUAUGGGCUGGACAAAUACAAUGGUGGAUCGGAGCCAUGGUGGCCGAACCUGGGUGCAGUGAUUCUCGUAGGCGGAUACUUUGUGCUCUUCUUCCAGGGAUUUGGCUUUCGUGUGGGACAGAAAUUAUUUCUCUUUGGGGGUGUUUUGGGCGUGUUUUUGAUAUUAAGGGCGUUGAUAGUGUAGACAGCAUUGCUGCCUGAGGCUGCGUAAGAAAAAGCUCGAUCCGGUUAGUGUGG
Aspergillus versicolor CBS 583.65 is the source of this 746-nucleotide messenger RNA. RefSeq lists its product as uncharacterized. The record is from RefSeq and is a predicted model, not a curated record. Gene Ontology annotation, molecular function: fatty acid elongase activity. NCBI's taxonomy places the organism in Eukaryota, Fungi, Ascomycota, Eurotiomycetes, Eurotiales, Aspergillaceae. The transcript has a single exon. Gene Ontology annotation, cellular component: membrane. The coding region runs from base 1 to 693 and encodes 230 amino acids.